AUGAACCCGGAAACCAAACUCAUCCUCGACGAACUCCACAGGCGCUUCACCGAUCAUGACCUCAAGUGGGAUCAGCGAUUCGAGGACCAGGAGAAGCGCUUGGGUCGCCAGAUCAAGGAUCUAGAGCAGGCGCAGGACGCCCGCGUCUCUGCUCUAGAGAAGGCGGCAGCGUCGUUCGACGAGUGGCGGCCGAGCAUCGAGGGCACCGUUGACGACAUUCGCCUCGAGGUGAAGAAGAUCUCACUCGGUUGGGAGUGCGCCAGCAUCGCCCACCCGGAAGACAAGUCCGGGUAUCAUGGGAAUUCCAAUUCCAAAAUUCCUAAGGUUGAUUUUCCUAGAUUUGAUGGUGAUCAUCCCAAGCUAUGGCUCAGUGAUUGCUUAGAUUACUUUAGCCUCUAUCAUGUUGAGUCCACUUCAUGGGAGGACCUGAGCGCGCCGUGGAAGCCGGAGGUUCGCAAGUGGGACAUAUCGUCCGGAGCCAAGCCGUUCGCUAGGACGGCCCUGCCUCUACCUCUACCACCGGCACGCGUCGACAAACCUGCGGCGCCGGUGGAACUCAAGCCUGCUCCGGACAUCGGCCAAGCUCCAUCUGUUGAUGAAAGAUGGGCGGCCCUGCGUUCGCUCAGGCACUCUCAAGGGCUGUGUUUCCGCUGUGGCAGUAAAUGGUCACGGGAUCACAGGUGCCCUCAAGCUGUUCAACUUCAAGUAUUGGAGGAAGUUUUGGGAUUAUUCUCGUUGGAAGAAUCAGCCGAGCCUUCUGACGCGGUGGUUGAAGAAUCUGAACCAGCAUAG
Messenger RNA from Miscanthus lutarioriparius, 792 nucleotides. The record is from the annotation of a GenBank genome assembly. Lineage: Eukaryota; Viridiplantae; Streptophyta; Magnoliopsida; Poales; Poaceae.